Molecule: messenger RNA, 1680 nt
Organism: Nannospalax galili (Upper Galilee mountains blind mole rat)
Lineage: Eukaryota; Metazoa; Chordata; Mammalia; Rodentia; Spalacidae
Product: mortality factor 4-like protein 1
Biological process (GO): regulation of DNA-templated transcription; chromatin organization
Cellular component (GO): NuA4 histone acetyltransferase complex; nucleus
Source: RefSeq, a predicted model, not a curated record
GAGUAGGGGGCGGUAGUCGGGGGUGGUGGGAGAAGGAGGAGGCGGCGAAUCAUUUAUAAAUGGCGCCCAAGCAAGACCCCAAGCCUAAAUUCCAAGAGGGUGAGCGAGUGCUGUGCUUUCAUGGGCCUCUUCUUUAUGAAGCAAAGUGCGUAAAGGUUGCCAUAAAGGACAAACAAGUGAAAUACUUUAUUCAUUACAGUGGCUGGAAUAAAAAUUGGGAUGAAUGGGUUCCAGAAAGCAGAGUACUCAAAUAUGUGGACACCAAUCUGCAGAAACAGCGAGAACUUCAAAAGGCCAAUCAGGAACAGUAUGCAGAGGGCAAGAUGAGAGGGGCUGCUCCAGGAAAGAAGACAUCUGGUCUGCAGCAGAAAAAUGUUGAAGUGAAAACAAAAAAGAAUAAGCAAAAAACACCUGGAAAUGGAGAUGGUGGCAGUACCAGUGAGACCCCUCAGCCUCCUCGGAAGAAAAGAGCCCGGGUAGACCCUACUGUUGAAAAUGAAGAAACAUUUAUGAACAGAGUUGAAGUUAAAGUAAAGAUUCCUGAAGAGCUGAAACCAUGGCUUGUUGAUAACUGGGACUUGAUCACCAGACAGAAACAGCUGUUUUAUCUUCCUGCCAAGAAGAAUGUGGAUUCCAUUCUGGAGGAUUAUGCAAAUUAUAAGAUCAAGGAGUAUGCUGUUAAUGAAGUUGUGGCAGGGAUAAAGGAGUACUUCAAUGUAAUGUUGGGCACUCAGCUACUCUACAAAUUUGAGAGACCACAGUAUGCUGAAAUUCUUGCAGAUCAUCCUGAUGCACCCAUGUCCCAGGUGUAUGGAGCACCACAUUUACUGAGAUUAUUUGUACGAAUUGGAGCGAUGUUGGCCUAUACACCUCUGGAUGAGAAAAGCCUUGCUUUAUUACUGAAUUAUCUUCAUGAUUUCCUCAAAUACCUGGCAAAGAAUUCUGCAACUUUGUUUAGCGCCAGCGAUUACGAAGUGGCGCCUCCUGAGUACCAUCGGAAAGCUGUGUGAGCAUUUGCUCUCACUGCUUGUGUUUGGAUCAGUAAACACAGUUUGGUUCUUAGUCCUUCUCUUGUACAAACAAUGUACUUUGAAGAUGUUAGUGUAACAGAAUUGCUGUUUGUUUUCUGUUUGAUUUUAAACAGAGAAAAUAAAAGGAGUCACUGCUCCUUUUCUCUUUUUUUCUCUUUUCUUUUUCUUCAUUUCAAAAUUUCUACCAGUGUACUCAGUGAUGGACAACAGAGACAUGCCGUAGAGCGUUUAUUGCCUAGUUGACAAAGCUGCUUUUGAAUGCUGGUGGUUCUGUUCCUUUGACACUACGCACUUUUAUAAUAUGUGUUAAUGCUAUAUGACAAAAUGCUCUGAUUCCUAGUGCCAAAGGUUCAAUUCAGUGUAUAUAACUGAACACUCAUCCAUUUGUGCUCUUUUUUUUUUUUAAAUGGUGCUUAAAGAGCCCAUCCUUUGCAAGUCAUCCAUGUUGUUCUUUAGGCAUUUUAUCUUUGCUCAAUUGUUGAAGAAUGGUGGCUUGUUUCAUGGUUUUUGUAUUUGUGUCUAAUGCACGUUUUAACACGAUAGACGCAAUGCAUUGUGUAGCUACAGUUUUAUGGAAAAGUAAAUCUUGUAGGAGUUGUUUUUCAGAUCUUCAAUAAAUGUUUUCUUUAAAUUUCAAAAAAAAAAAAAA